AUGUCGGGCACUUCCAAGGACAAAUCCAGCCCGCCCUUCCAGUAUAACUACAAACGCUCACUCGCCCUUCUUCGACUCAGUAAACAAAUCCAUGCCGAGGCGAAACCCGUCUUUCGUGAACUCAACAUUUUCGUCCGUGUGGAAGCAGUGUGGCCCGAGCAGGAUAUGGUCGAGCGUCAAGUUCCCAUCGUCAUCGAGGGCCAGCAGGUAGAGCACUUCACGGAGCAUAGCCUGAGCGUGUACAUCAACUUCGGAACGUCGGGAGAGCCGUGGGACCUGGAGUCGUUUCUAGAGCGGUGGAGAUCCGAACCGUACUCCCUCGUGCUUCUUGCCGACGACCUCGACAAGUUCACUCGCAGCUGUUUGUACGCGCGUCUUGAACGACCAGAAGUCAAUGAAUCACCCAGCCUCAAACUGCGCCUUCGAAGCCGUUGUGCUACGGCUCAGGACACGGCUCAGGACAAGGCAAUAACGACCAGGGAGCUGCAGCGGAAGCUGCUCAUGCCCUUUGGCAUAGUCAAACGACUUGAGAACCUCGUUAUCGAGGGUGAGCCGGCGGCGCUACCAUCGGUCGAACAGGAAUUGCGCGACGCGCAGCUCGUUUCCCUACCCACGGGAGAAGAGUGCCUGGCCAAAGCGACGACGCUUAAGGCCACAGGCAAUGAGGCAAUUGAGCAGGGCGAUUACCAUAAAGCCCUCAAGAUUUAUAGAGAGGCACUGGAAGCGAUAUACUAUAUCGUCACGGGCCGGGGGCAUUACACAUACACCGACUUGACCGCACUAUUUGACCCCUCCAUACAGUAG
Molecule: messenger RNA, 804 nt
Organism: Microdochium trichocladiopsis
Lineage: Eukaryota; Fungi; Ascomycota; Sordariomycetes; Xylariales; Microdochiaceae
Exons: 2
Coding region: 1-804 (267 amino acids)
Molecular function (GO): protein binding
Source: RefSeq, a predicted model, not a curated record